AGCUCAGAGGCAUGACAGAAAGCCAGGUUUUGAGGAGCAGAGAGGACUUAUUGUGUUACAUGAGCAGCAAAAACUCUUUUCAAGAGAUAAAGUCUGUAAAAUGCAUUAGUAUCUUCGGAAGGCCCAUGCAGUAAUUAGCUGUAUGUGUCUCCAUUUCUGGAAUGAUGGCUCUGGAGACUGCAAUUGAAACGAGAAUUAAACAGCAUGUACUGGGCAAAUCUGAUAAGACACCACUUCCUCCUUGGAGAGGUGAAAAGAAAACGGUAGCACUUUCGCGCGCAUAGUUCAGAAUUUGGCAUCAACAGUGCUGGCAGCUGCAAACACGGAAUUCUGAACUCUCUGCACCUGAAAGCUAUCGCAGAAGAGUGCUGAUAAAUGAUUGUGCAGUGUAAUGAUGGCUUCCAACAAUAGUUUAUGUGUUGGGGUCAGCAACUCUACAAACAAUAAUCAAACAGAUUUCAACAAAGAAAAGCUCUACACUUACUUCUAUCUGUUCAUCUUCAUCCCAGGCUUGCUAGGAAACAGCCUUGCUCUCUGGGUUCUGUGUCGCUUUAUAAGCAAGAAGACCAAAGCCAUCAUCUUUAUGAUCAACCUGGCCAUCGCUGACCUGGCCCACGUCCUGUCCCUGCCAUUACGCAUCUACUACUACAUCACUCACACCUGGCCAUUCGGAAAGGGACUGUGCUUGCUCUGUUUCUACCUAAAAUAUCUUAACAUGUAUGCUAGCAUUGCCUUCCUGGUCUGCAUCAGUAUACAACGCUGUGCCUUCCUAAUGCGGCCAUUUUGUGCCAGAGAGUGGAAGCGAGUCUAUGAUGUUCGCAUCAGCAUAGCUGUGUGGGUGGUGGUUGGAUUAUGCUGCUCUCCCUUUAUUUUGAUGAGAAGCACCAACGCAGAGCAAAAUGACACCUGCUUCAAGGACUUGCCAAUGAGAAAGCUGAACAUGGGAACUGCAGUGGCCAUAAUGUCCUUUGGUGAGCUCCUAGGCUUUGUGGUUCCACUGACCAUCAUCAUCUUAUGCUCUUAUUUAAUUAUUCGUUCUUUAAAACAGAGCUUGAGACCUGGCGUCUCAGUCAACGAAAAGAGAAGAGCUUUGCGCAUGGUCUUAGUAUGUACUGGCGUGUUCCUUUUUUGUUUCGGACCCUACCACGUUAACUUCAUGCUGUACAUGAUGGUUUCACAGAAAAUUAUCACCCAGUGUUAUGUGACGCACAUAGUUAAAGAAUUCCAUCCAAUCUCACUGUGCAUCGCCAGUCUCAACUGCUGCCUGAAUCCACUCAUAUACUACUUCUUGACAACAGAGUUCCGCCAGCAGCUCAGUCGGCAGGGCAGCUCUAUAUUAAGAGGGCGGCUAAUGAGUAUGGAGAGCACGUCCUCCUACAGAGAAACACUUCCCUGAUAAUGGAGAGCACCUCUCUAUAUAGAGAAGAACUUCGUUCUUGUAUAGAAAAUGAGCAUCCGUAGAAAUCUUCAUAUUCAUGUUUGCAUUAGUAUCCUGAACUGUGAACUCUUGAACUGUGAAUUUCUUGAAGGUCUAUUUCUGCUUGAACUGGAGAAAGCUGCAGCCUGGCCAUGAAUAUGAAGAAAGCUUAAUGAGCUGGAUUUGCCCCAAUGUAUAAUAAACAUUAAUUCAUGUGAAAUACUUUGCAUUAAAUAGUCUCAGAGGACUGCUAAUCUUAAGUCCUGUUUCUAGUGCAUUUUAGGUUCAACCUGUCAGGUGUAAACCCUUAUUGUGAUGUUGAGGGCAAAAAAUAUAGCUUGUUUGGCAAAAAAACAAACAAAACAAAAAAAAAAUCACUGCGAUUAAAUGCAACACAAAAUAAAUUGAUUAGAAGUGAUCAAUAAAAUUCAUCACUUCACAGGUAACAACUUUAAAGAAAAACUGUGAAAAAAUUAUUGUCCUAUAUUGACUGUUUAGCUGCUGAAAAACAGGUAUAGACUCCUGUACAAAAAAAUAUAUAAAUAAACAUAAUGUCUUGCACAAGAACCAUGUAAGAUCAAAUUGGUUGUAUGCAGUUGUAUGAAGUUGAAGACAUCUAAAUCACAAAUCAUUGUUGUCAGAUGAAUUUGAUUCAUUAUGUAUUGAUGCAUGGCCUUAUUUUUCAUAUUCCAAAAGAUUGCCUGCUUUAAAAGGACUGAAAGAUGUAACUUUGUUAGCAAACCUGGGAAAAGGUGUUCUGAAUAUUGCACUAAAUCAAGCAUGCUGUAAAUAAGAACUUAUAGAAUGUAUACUUGCUUCAAAUAUGACAAACCUAAAUAAAUAUAUAUUGUGUCAUAACAUCACUGACAGUAAUGAACUGAAAGAGAAACGUUUGACCUGGACAGUGCAUUUUGUGUUUUUCUUGUGUGUUCUUAAUAUUAGAAAAGUGAAAAUUUGAGUGGAAAUGGUUGCUAUAGCAUCAGUGUUAUGGGGAGGUGUAAAUCAAGUUGUGCAUGGCACAUGGUGCAUGGUCCUGUUUGGAAUUGUUUAUCUGAUAAUAUGUAGUGUAUCAACAUACAAUGUACAUUUGAUAAAUACUCUAAUUGCUCAGGUUUUUUAUUUAGACUCAUGUAAGUUUAAAAUAUUAUUUAGAUUUUCUGAAUGUGUUUUCCAUCAACUUGCGUUAAAAAGUGAGAUAUUACCGAUCAUUGGUGUGACUCACGCUUCCGUUUUGUGUACAUGUACACUGUAACGUGUACACAUAGGGGAAAUGUGUGGGCAAGUCAUGCAAAUUGCUAAAAUGUGCCAUAUUUCACGUCAAACUGUGUAGAGAUAUCAGGCAGAAAGACUGAUUGCAUAAAGUAAAUACUGUAGCUGAACAUGAGCCAAAAUUUGGUUUACAGUUAAACUGUCAUUUCACAAGCAUGAUCUCUCUCUCUCUCUCUCUCUCUCUCUCUCUCUCCUUUCUUUCUUAGAGACGCGCACACACACACACACACACACACACACACACACACACACACACACACACACA
Clarias gariepinus (North African catfish) is the source of this 2951-nucleotide messenger RNA. It is a transcript of the gene p2ry10, whose product is annotated as P2Y receptor family member 10. The coding region runs from base 392 to 1396 and encodes 334 amino acids. The transcript has 3 exons. Lineage: Eukaryota; Metazoa; Chordata; Actinopteri; Siluriformes; Clariidae. Gene Ontology annotation, cellular component: membrane. The record is from RefSeq and is a predicted model, not a curated record. Gene Ontology annotation, biological process: positive regulation of Rho protein signal transduction; phospholipase C-activating G protein-coupled receptor signaling pathway. Gene Ontology annotation, molecular function: G protein-coupled receptor activity.